Molecule: messenger RNA, 1698 nt
Organism: Juglans microcarpa x Juglans regia
Lineage: Eukaryota; Viridiplantae; Streptophyta; Magnoliopsida; Fagales; Juglandaceae
Product: probable pectinesterase/pectinesterase inhibitor 7
Exons: 2
Coding region: 1-1698 (565 amino acids)
Biological process (GO): cell wall modification
Molecular function (GO): pectinesterase activity; pectinesterase inhibitor activity
Source: RefSeq, a predicted model, not a curated record
AUGGCUUCCAAGCUUUUCUAUCCCAAAACAUUUUCAGUACUUUUAAUUCUCCUUCCCUUGUUAAUUACCACCCUGCAGCUAUCUUUUGCAGAUAGCUCUGAUCCGACUGUUGCCGCCUCACCCGAAACCAUUUGCAAGUCCACCCAGGAUCCUUCUUAUUGCAAAUCCGUGCUCCCUAACCGCAAUGCCAGUGUCUUCGACUAUGGUCGAUCUGUGAUUUUAAAAUCAUUAUUGCAAGCACGUAAAUUUUCAAACACUGUGGAUACGUAUCUUCAACGUAGAUCCUCUUUGUCCGUAACCACAGUACGUGCCCUUGAAGAUUGCCAGCUGCUCGCAGGAUUAAACGUGGAUUGCCUUCAAGCUUCCUAUGAAACUGUCAAUAAAACCAGUGUUGCUCUCCCUAGUUCCGAAGUGGAUGAUGUUCAAACCAUGCUUAGUGCAGUUUUGACAAACCAGCAAACUUGUUUGGAUGGCGUAGAAACCACGGCUUCAGAUUCAAGCAUAAAGAAUGGUCUUCCAGGGCAACUCCUGAAUGACACUAAGCUCCAUGGCAUCUCUCUGACCUUGUUCAGCAAGGGUUGGGUUCCUAUCAAGAUGAGAAGCUCGCAGCCAAAGAGGAAACAUCCUAAGUUCAGAAAUGGGCGCUUACCCUUAAAGAUGUCUAGCCAGAAACGAGCAAUUUAUGAAUCAGCGAGACGGAGAAAGCUUCUUCAGACAAGUGAUGAGGUAGCUGUUACGGUUUAUGACAUUGUGGUAGUGAGCAAGGAUGGAAGCGGGAAUUUCACCAACAUUACCUCUGCCAUUACUGCUGCUCCAAACAACCUUAACGCCUCUAAUGGAUACUUUUUGAUCUAUGUCACGGCCGAUGUUUACGAAGAGUAUGUGUCCAUUCCGAAGGGCAAGAGGUAUUUGUUGAUGAUUGGAGAUGGCAUCAACCAGACUAUUAUCACAGGAAACCGAAGCGUUGACGAUGGGUACACGACAUUCAAUUCCGCAACAUUUGCCGUGGUUGCACCAGGGUUCGUGGCCGUGAAUAUAACUUUCCGCAACACUGCUGGGGCAAUCAAGCACCAGGCGGUUGCACUACGAAGUGGAGCAGAUAUGUCAACAUUUUAUAGCUGCAGCUUUGAAGGAUACCAGGACACAUUGUACACGCAUUCUUUUAGACAAUUCUACAGGGAAUGUGAUAUCUACGGGACGGUUGACUUCAUAUUUGGAAACGCUGCAGUUGUUCUCCAAAACUGCAACAUAUAUCCUCGCCUUCCAUUGUCAGGACAAUUUAAUGCCAUCACUGCUCAAGGUAGAACAGACCCAAAUCAAAACACAGGCACUUCAAUCCAUAAUGCUACAAUUAAAGCAGCCGAUGAUUUGGCUGCAAGUGGUGGAACUUCUACUCAAACUUACCUAGGGAGGCCAUGGAAGCAGUACUCUAGGACGGUUUUCAUGCAAUCUUUCAUGGACAGUUUGAUAAAUCCUGCUGGCUGGCAUGAAUGGAGUGGAACUUUUGCACUGAACACGUUGUAUUAUGCGGAGUAUAAUAAUACGGGACCUGGAUCAGACACUACGAAUAGAGUGACUUGGGAUGGUUACCAUGUCAUCGACGCCACUGAUGCUGCUAACUUUGCUGUGUCUACCUUCUUACAGGCUGAUGAUUGGCUGCCUCAAACAGGAGUGCCUUACACCGAUGGCUUAAUAUGA